GGGCGGUGGGCGGCCGGCUCGGGCGGCGGCCGACCGCCAGUGUCGCACCAUGCGCCCGCCGAGCGGGAGUCGCCGCCGGCAGUGUCCGUGACCGGUCAGCUCGGAGUCAGUGCGCCGGGCCGCCAUGGGCGGCGGUAAGCCGCUGCAGUGGGUGCUGCGCCGCGGCCGGCCCGGCCGGCGGCCCACCGCCGGCAGCGGCACGGCCAGCGGCGGCAGCACGCCGCCGCCGGGAACCAUCAAACCCUUCACACAGGCCUCGCUGGAGCGGCUCGAGACCAGGACGGCCGAGGCCCGCAAGCACUUUGGCGUGCUGCCGCGGCGCAACGCGCGCCUGCAGGAUGGCUCUGUGCUGCCCACCAAGUUCUCGCCGUUCCCGACUCACAUGUACGGCCGGCCGCUGGAGGAAUUCGACCAGUUCAUAUUCGAGGAGACGUUUUGCGCCGUUUCCAAGAGGUUCAACAAGAACUACGUGCACCGCUUCACUGCGUCCAAAUCGUUCUUCAUCUUCUCUCCGUGGAACCCUGUCCGGAGAGCCUGCAUCUUCGUUUCCACCAACCAGUACUUUGACUACUUCGUCAUGUUCACCAUCAUCAGCAACUGUGUCUUCUUGGCCAUGACCAAACCUCCGGAGGAGGCCGAAUGGAUUUUCUUGGCCAUCUACUCGCUGGAGGCUCUCAUCAAGUCGAUCGCCAAGGGCUUCAUCCUGAACAAGUACACAUACCUGCGGAGUCCGUGGAACUGGCUGGACUUCAUCGUCGUCGUGCUGGGCUACGUCACGCUCUUCGUCAACCUGGGCAACCUGGCCGGCCUGCGGACGUUCCGGGUGCUCAGGGCGCUCAAGACAGUCUCCAUCAUGCCAGGUCUGCGAACCAUCAUCAACGCGCUGCUGAACUCGCUGACCCAGCUGGUGGAGGUGAUGUCACUCACCCUCUUCUGCCUCAUGGUGUUCGCCCUGUUCGCGCUCCAGGUCUUCAUGGGCGUACUCCGCAAUAAGUGUGUUCUCGAGCCGGACACGGCCGAACAGUGGCCUCAGUACAGCACCAACAGCACCUUCUGGGCGAUCGACAAUCACACUGAGGACUUCAUGCUGUGCGGAAACGGCUCAGGAGCAAGGCUGUGUCCGGCCGGGUACGUGUGCCUGCCGGGGAUCGGCGACAACCCCAACUACGGCUACACCAGUUUCGACACCUUCCUCUGGUCCAUGCUGACCACCUUCCAGCUCAUCACCCUCGACUUCUGGGAGGAUGUCUACAACAAGAUUAUCGCCGCCAUGGGCCCCUGGAGUAUCCUGUUCUUCGGGCUGGUGGUGUUUUUCGGCUCCUUCUACCUCAUCAACCUAAUGCUGGCCGUCGUGGCCAUGAGCUACGAAGAAGAGGCUGAGAACACCGAGGAGGAGAAGGUGAAGGACUUGGCGGACCACCGGGACGAUUCCACCUUCAGCUUCGACCCUUCCAACCUGAAGCUGCACCGUCUGGACAAGGACAGCAAGUUCCCGACGAUCCGACUCAAGAACCACACCAUCUUCGCCUCCUACAAGUACAACAAGAAGAAGAAAAAGAAAAAAGCCAAGGGCCGUAAGUCGGUGGAGGGCGGUGUCACCAAGGAGGACGACAGCUGUGUGUCGGCGGACGGCCACGUCAGCGCUGUGUCCCCUGCGGCAAGGAGGGUCAGUGAGCUACACGACGAGCACGAGACCAACGAGCUCCGUCCGCGGGCGCUGGUGCACGAACUGCUGAGCCCGGACCCCCGGCCGGUGGUGGUGGAGCUGCCGGGGGCGAUCCGCACCCCGUCCGUUAGCCCGCAGCGCAAACAGUCGUCCUCGUCUGACCGGUACGCCGCCGCGGCCCAGGACCCGACAGAGGUGUCGUGCGACUCGUCGGCACUGAACGUCCGCGCGCUGCCGCCGUCACCGACACCGGCGGCUGCCCCGCCGACCACCGAGGCGCACCCGCUGCGCUCCUCGUGCGAGCAACUGGAGGCCACUGAGAAAACCAGCGUCCAAAUGUUCCACGGAGGGGAGCUAGACGAGUACUACGUGCAUAUCACCACCGGCCAGCAGCCGCUGGGGCCGGCCGGCAGCCGCGGCGCGCUGGACUGUACCCCCACCGGAGACGCAGCCGACGAGCUGGCCGGUCUGGAGGACGUGGGUCUGGACGAGGACGCGGUGUCGCCGCUGGCCGGUCACCGCUCGCAGGGCGGCGGCCGGCGCGAGGCGCUGCGUCACGCCAUGUUCGCCACCAGUGUGGAGUCGCAGGGUAUCGGGGAGAUGAGGGGUAACAGUGACUCGUCUACCAGCGAGCACCGCUCAGCGGGCGACGUGCGGCGGCUGGGGAUGCGCGAGUGCUCCCUGGACGACUCCGGGGUGGUCGGAGACCAGGAGACCAUGUCGGAGCGCGGCAAAAACAUGAUGAUCCGGACAGAGGAUAUCACGCCUCUGGCCAAAGCGCUGGAUCUGGAGGUCACACUCACAGAGAAGAAGUGUAACGGGAUCAGUCCGCAGCGCCGGAGUCCGUCGCCCUCCUACGUCUCCCAUGUGGUCGAGCUACACGACGAGACACCGGACCGCAACUGCGACUGCUGCUCAUCGUGCUGCAUCUGGUACGAGACGUGGCUGCGCUGGCAGAACCGGCUGCACCUUCUGGUCACCGAUCCCUGCUUCGACGUGUUCAUCACGCUCUGCAUCAUCCUCAACACGGCCUUCCUGGCGCUGGAGCACUACGGCAUGUCCAACGAGAUGCGCCAGACGCUGGAAAUCGGCAACAGGGUAUUCACAUCCAUCUUCACGCUGGAGUGCACACUGAAGGUGAUCGCCAUCAGCAAGGAGUUUUUCCGCUCCGGCUGGAACAUCUUCGACCUGAUCGUGGUGGUGGCCAGUCUGGUGGAGCUGUCGCUGCAGAACAUUAACGGCCUCUCCGUCCUGCGCGUCCUCCGACUGCUCCGGGUGUUGAAGCUCGCGCAGUCGUGGACAACCAUGCGAGUGUUGCUCAGCAUCAUCAUAUCGUCUCUGGGCGCCCUCGGAAACCUGACCUUCGUCCUGGUGAUCGUGAUCUACAUCUUCGCCGUGAUCGGGAUGCAGCUCUUCUCCAACAGCUACACGGCGGAUAUAUUCGAGCCGGAUCCAGUACCCCGGUGGAAUUUCAACGACUUUUUCCAUUCAUUUAUGAUGAUAUUUCGCAUCUUAUGUGGAGAAUGGAUCGAGCCGCUGUGGGACUGUAUGAGGGCGAAGCGCGAAGAGUCGGAGAUGUGCCUUGCGGUCUUCCUGCCGGCGCUGGUGAUGGGUAACUUCCUCGUGCUGAACCUGUUCCUGGCCCUGCUGCUCAACAGCUUCAACUGCGAGGAACUGCGCACCAGGAAAGAGGGUCAGGUCGCGCCCCACGGCGGCCCCGGUAUCGAUCUCGUCACUCUGCGGCGCCGGCUGCGCUACCUGAGACGCCGCCUCGUCCGACCGGCCGGCCGGAGAGCCUCGCAGCCCUCUCCUCGACCGGCGCGGCGAGCGGAGCUACAAACGGAACCCAACACGAGCUCGCUGAGUGAAGGCUUGGACCGAGAAUGCGCCAGCGUCUCUACCAUGCGAUCACACGCCGGACGAACGGCGUCCCCUCUUCUGAGAGAGUCCUCAGCUGACAGAAUGAAGGGCUGUACGGGCUGUGAUCAGUUACCCGACGAAUACACUGCGCCACCUGCGAACGAUGGCAAGAAGCACAUUUCGCCUGGCUGUUCAGCGCUGGGCUCCAGUCAGGAAGCCAAGGGCAAGUCGAAGCUGGUGCAGAGCGUGCAGCGUCUCAAAGGCUACAUCCGCAGUCACCGGGACCCCGAGUCUCGCCAGAGGGAGGUAAUAGCGGCCUUCGAGAGCGCGCGCGUGGACCAGCCGGCACGCUGUGCGCUGCCGCCGCUGCCCGUCUCCGUGUCGGUGCCCGAGAUCCGGCGCACACUGGACGAGACCGACCUGCUCUCGGACAGCUCUGACCCACUGCAGGCCGGCUACAAACAGAUCAACGCAG
Messenger RNA from Amphibalanus amphitrite, 4001 nucleotides. RefSeq names its product sodium channel protein 60E-like. The transcript has 16 exons. The record is from RefSeq and is a predicted model, not a curated record. Gene Ontology annotation, molecular function: voltage-gated sodium channel activity. Gene Ontology annotation, biological process: sodium ion transmembrane transport; neuronal action potential; membrane depolarization during action potential. Gene Ontology annotation, cellular component: voltage-gated sodium channel complex; plasma membrane. The annotation marks the transcript as partial. Lineage: Eukaryota; Metazoa; Arthropoda; Thecostraca; Balanomorpha; Balanidae.